AUGGAAGAAAAACUAAUAUUACAGGCUAAGGAGCAGGAAGAAAUUAGAAACAAAAAUAUGGAGCUAAGUAAAAUCAAUAAAAGGCUUGCAAAUAUUGAAGAACAUAUAAACAAAAACUCUAUUGAUAUAGCCAGAACAACUAACACCAUAGAGAAAAGUGUCUCUGAUAUUAGAAAUCCUGCAUAUGAUAAGGAACAAUCUGAAAAAUUAAGAAAGCUUAAAGCAAACAACAUUGCUUUUCACGUCGGAUCAAACGACCUAGAAGAAAGUACACCUGAGGACGUGGCUAAAAAUAUGGAAAGACUUAUAUUAGAUACACAGAGACUUGUCCCAGGGAGCAACAUCAUAAUAAAUGCUAUAUUGCCUAGAUUUUAUAGAAACGCACAUUCAAGCAAAACUUAUGAAUCAAAAAGAUCCAAAUGUAACAGCAUGCUUUCAGAUCUAUGUAAUGAAUAUAGUCUUAAAUUUGUCAAACAUGAAAAUUUCGUACAAUUUCACUUCACAGACGGCAUCCAUUUAAACCAAAAUGAUGGUAUCCCACUAUAUGUAAGAAAUUUAAAACAUGUAGUAAACCCACUACUGGGAGUAAUAAAUGAUCAACAGAACUUUGAAAAUCAUCAAUUUCCUAGGCAACGUAAUCAACAGUUCCGUAGAGAAAAUGGUAAUCACUUCUACAAACAUCCAAAUCCAUAUGAUGAACGUCCAAAUCGAUAUGACGAAGAAAACCAUCAAAGUGCUACUUACAUGUAUGACAAUAGCAAUAAUUUUUAUGAAAGAGAAACAAAUCACCAAAAUGCUUCACAUGACAAACACAACAAUUAUUACCAAAGCUAUGAUGACAAUUUAAGCAAUAAUGGCAUAAACAUGCGACUACUCAAACUAGCACUUGAAGGUUUGAAAUAG
Molecule: messenger RNA, 903 nt
Organism: Mytilus trossulus (common blue mussel)
Lineage: Eukaryota; Metazoa; Mollusca; Bivalvia; Mytilida; Mytilidae
Exons: 2
Coding region: 1-903 (300 amino acids)
Source: RefSeq, a predicted model, not a curated record